CAGGAAAUAAAAUUAGAAAAAGGAAAAACCAAAUCAACCGAAGACUCAACUGAAGUCGCUGUUUCGUUCUCUCCUAAACCAGAUAAACUGUAGAAGUACCAAACUAAAGUACAAGGAAGCCGCAGGUUCAAAUCCCGGUCAAUUUUAUUCCUGUCGAACUGCUCGCAGCUCCAGUUAGCAAAUUCGAAAAAUCUUUAGAUGACCAGGAUGACGAGAUUUUGGUGGUGGGUUUUGUCAGUGGUGUUAAUCUCGAGCUUAAAAGGGUCUCUUGGGAUCAGAAUAGUGAUAGACAGGGAAGAAUGCUUAGCCCAUAAAGUUGAAUAUGGAGCCACUGUUCAUUUCUCUUUUGUGGUGAUUAAAACUGAGGGUGCUUGGAAUUUCAAUACCGAAGGAGUUGAUCUAGUGGUGAAAGGACCUACUGGUGAACAAGUUCAGGACUUCCGAGACAAAACCAGUGAGAAGGGCGAGUUCACUGCUUACCAUGAGGGAGUUUACCGGUUCUGUUUUACCAAUAGGUCCCCAUACCAUGAAACGAUUGACUUCGAUGUGAUGGCAGCUCAUUACAUUUACCAUGACCAGCAUGCGAAAGAUGAGCAUUUUCAACCAUUAUUUGAGCAUAUUAGUAAGCUAGAGGAGGCUUUGUACAACAUUCAGUUCGAACAGCACUGGCUGGAGGCUCAGACUGAACGUCAGGCCAUGGGUAUGGCUUUUCUUAUAUAUUCUCAAAAUUAUGCUAGAGAUUCCUCGUAAUAGCUGUGAUUUUAUCUACUACAUCACAACUAUAAUGACAAGUCCUUCUAGCUUUACUUAACACAACAUACCCGUAUCCUUUUCUUAUUGUUGCUGUUUUUGACUUGGGAUUAGAAGUUUGUGUGUUGUGCCAAUGCUCAUUUUCACAGUAGAAAAAAAAUUAUAAUGUGGAGUUAGCAUUAAAGUCCCGUGAAUUUUAUGAUGUUGAGUUACGGUAAAAAAGUUAACUUCUAUUUGGGCUUUGGGAACACUUAUUUAACUUCGAAAACAUCGUAAUUUACCUUUUUGUGUAGCAUGAUGCAUAACGUUUAAGUAUAUCGACGGAGAAUAAAAAAAUUCACUCAUUACUUUUGGCUUCAGUAUGCGCUUGCCUGAAAUUAGGCGUAUUUCAUUGACUUAUCCUUCCUUUUUGUGAGUUUCUGAAGAUAUAAUAGAACCGAUGUCCUACUUGUCCCUUAAUAAGUAUAUAUACUCAACCAGUAUGCGAAAAUGAAGUAACUCAGAGUAAAAGCCUAUGUUUAGCUAUGCUUUGUUCUUUAGCUUUUUGUUUUGCUGUUGACCAUCUAUAUGCUUUUGCAGUAAAUGAGAAAAUGAGCAAAAGAGCAAUGCACAAAGCUUUGUAUGAAUCAGCGGCCCUAAUUGGUGCCAGUGUUCUGCAAGUUUACCUGUUGCGAAGGUUAUUUGACAGGAAGCUUGGAAUGUCCAGAGUGUAGAGUUCAGUUUUCUAUCAGAGCAUAUUUGUAUUGUAGCAGAAAGUUGGAAAUUAUUAAGUUAUUGACUUUGUUUUACCAAUUUGUGCUCUUUUCACGGAAGCAAUAAACAUCAAAUGUUGGCCGUGCUGUAUAAACUCACGAGAAUUUUUUACCAAUUGUGCCUGAAAACUGCGUUGUCUUUUGCUGUCCUGAGCAG
This is a messenger RNA of Oldenlandia corymbosa var. corymbosa, 1659 nucleotides long. The record is from the annotation of a GenBank genome assembly. NCBI's taxonomy places the organism in Eukaryota, Viridiplantae, Streptophyta, Magnoliopsida, Gentianales, Rubiaceae.